Aureobasidium vineae is the source of this 663-nucleotide messenger RNA. Lineage: Eukaryota; Fungi; Ascomycota; Dothideomycetes; Dothideales; Saccotheciaceae. The record is from the annotation of a GenBank genome assembly.
AUGGCCGGCGGACUUCAGAAAUACAGGCACUUGUCGCGCAGCAGCUCGCAUCGUCAGGCUCUGCUCAGAAACCUCGUCACAUCGCUGUUCAAGAACGAGACGAUAUCCACAACAUGGCCCAAGGCACAGGAAGCCCAGCGUCUGGCCGAGAAGCUCAUCACCUUGGGCAAGAAGAAUACCGACGCCAGCAAGAGAAAGGCCCUCUCCAUCUUCUACGUACGUCGUCUUCUUUUCACCACUUACUCUCUUGGACAAUCGCUAACAAAACUCUCUUUCAGGNAACCCCACUCUCUCAUUCCCAAACUCUUCGGCCCUCUUCGUGAACGCUUCCUGGACCGUCCUGGUGGCUACACCCGUGUGCUACGUAUCGAGCCCAUCAAGGAAGAUCAAGCACCCUCUGCCAUCCUGGAACUCGUCGACGGCCCUAAGGAUAUGCGAUUCGCCAUGACUGCCCGCACCGUCUCCCGCCUACGUCGCGAGGGCAAGGACAUCAACGACAUGACCGCCGGUAACAUUGCAAAGGUCACCCGCUUCCGUCCCAACGGUGACAAGGACCUAGAAGACAUGGUUGCCAAAUUCGACAAGCUCGACGCUCAAGGCGAGCACGGCUUUGAAAAGGUCUACAAGCAGAGAGUCUACCACAACCCCAAGGCUUCGAGGUAG